Messenger RNA from Blepharisma stoltei, 3559 nucleotides. Lineage: Eukaryota; Ciliophora; Heterotrichea; Heterotrichida; Blepharismidae. The record is from the annotation of a GenBank genome assembly.
AUGGUCAAAUCUGGAUGUGGAUUCGAAACUAUCCUAUAUAAAAUCCCUUUCCUUCAAUCCAAAAAUAAUUUUCCCUAUUUUUUAUUUAAACUAUAUCCAACUAUUCCACCCUUUUUUUGUAUAAGCCUUUUAAUUUUAUAUGAGUUUACAUCCUUAUCUCUUUCGAGCCAUCAAGAAAAAAGGCUAUACAUUGCCCACUCCUAUCCAAAGAAAAGUCAUCCCAGUUGCUUUAUCUGGACAAGACAUGAUUGCUGUGGCUAGAACUGGAUCUGGCAAAACAGCAGCUUUUCUGAUCCCAAUGAUACAGAAACUUAAGGAGCAUUCCACUGUGGUCGGAGCUCGUGGGCUUGUGAUUUCUCCUACACGUGAAUUGGCGAUGCAGACAUUAAAAUUUGCGAUUGAAUUAUGCAAAUUUUCUUCAUUGAAGGUCUGUGUCCUUGUUGGUGGGGAAGGACUGAAAAAUGAAUUUUCAAAGCUUGCGGAAAAUCCUGAUAUAAUUAUUGCGACGCCUGGGAGACUUAUGCAUUUUAUAUUAUUCUGGCUUUCUUAAAAGGAUAGAUAUUUUACAGUCAAGAUUUUUAUUUUUUAAUAGAAAAAUGAUAAUAUUUUUUUUAAUAUAGGAAAAACCUUAUAAAUAAAGCAUAGAACUUAAUUAUUCAUUGGCAUCAGUUGAAAUGGUCGUAUUGGACGAAUCUGAUAGAUUAAUAGAGAUGGGCUUAAUGGAGCAGGUCCAAGAAAUCUUAUCUUCAACCACAAAUCCAAAUAAGCAGACUUUAUGUUUUUCAGCGACUCUUCCAGAGUUUUUAACACAAUUUGCAAAAACAGGGCUAAGCCACCCGACAUUGGUAAAGCUUGAUCAAGAAUACAAGCUGCCGACUGAGCUAAAACUUGAUUUUUUUGUCAUCAGAUCUGAGGAUAAAGAUUGUGCACUGAUGUAUAUAUUAAAACAUGUUGUGAAUUUAGAAAGCCCUGACGAGCUGACUAUGAUUUUUGUAUCCACAAGGCAUCAUGUAGAAUAUCUUGAAUUUCUUCUAAACAAAGGUAACAUAAAAUGCAUUGGACUGUAUGGUGCUUUAGAUCAAGAAGCCAGAAAUAACGCUUUAGAUAAAUUUAGAAGAAAACAUGUAAAGCUUAUGAUAACUACUGAUGUAUCUGCCAGAGGUCUUGAUAUUCCUUUACUCGACAAUGUAAUUCAUUAUGAUUUCCCAUCCACCCCAAAGCUAUUUAUCCACAGAUCAGGGAGAGCUGCAAGGGCUGGACGAGAUGGCCACUGCUACGCCCUUAUCACAAACCCAGAUAUUCCUUAUUAUAUUGAUACAAUAAUGCAUAUAGGAAACCCAGAAAUCAAAAACAUAGGGUAUUUCGGGGAAGCAGAAAUUACACAAGAACGAGAAGAUUUAAACCAGUUAUGUCUCUGCAUUGACCCAGACGAACUUAUGAGGAAAAAACUAUCAGUGAAAAACGCAACAAAGUUAUAUAAUAAAACAAAAGAAAGUGCAAGCCUUGAAUCUGCGAAAAGAGCUAGCUCCCCAUCAUUGAUCUAACGAGCCACAGUCCUUCGAUCAAGGAUGGGGGUUUAAGGAAAAAUUAAUAUAUAAAAAAUAAUAUAUAUUAUUUUCAUUUUUUGGUGUAUUUUUUAAAUAAGAGGAUUAAACUAUUAAAACGAAAAAUUGUGAAAAUUUAAAAUUUUAGUUGCCCCUUACCUCUAUAAAAUAUUUUAUUAAUUAUUUUUAAUUUAUAAUAAUUCUAGAUUUUUUAGAUUAUUAAGCUUUUGAGGCAAGGUUGAUGGCUAAAGCCCUUCAGAUAAUUAAUUCUGUGCAAAUUAUUAAGAAAACAUUUAAAUUUGCCAAUGCAAAACUAAUUUUCAUAAAUUAUAAUAAAAAUAUUAACUAAUCUUUUGUUAUAUGUUGCAGUAUAUGAAAAUCGUUCGAUCAAGGGGGGGUUUAAUUUUCCUAAUUUUUAGGAAUUUUUCAAUAGAAUCGUUCUAUCAAGAUAGAGAGUAAGGAAUUUCAAUAUGGGCUGCAUCCAAGAUUCGAAGUUAACAAAGAAACUGACGAUUUUACUAAAAAAUUAAAAGAAUUCAGGCCAGCUUUUAAUAUCAUUGAAUUAAAUACACAAAAUACACAAGGAGAAGAAGCUGCAAAUGGAGUUACCCGGAAAAUCCCUAGGGUGUUUUUUCCUGGUGCAUUUUUUUCCUCAAAAUGACGGUAACUUAAAAUUCUUGAUUUUUCUAGGAAAAAAACCUUAUGGUUUUUUGGAGGAAAAGCCCUUAAAAAUUUUCAUGAAAAAACCCUGCAAAUGCCAUUAGAGAAAAAAGAUUAUCACUGAUGAGAAAAAAAGAAAAUAAUGAAAAAAGUGCAGAAGUUGAACAAAUUGACGAAAGUGAAGAAAAAGAACUAGAAGUUAUGGUAAGAGAAGGAAUAAGCAAGCAUAUGCAGCUGCAGAAUAGUGAAGGAACCCAAAAAAAGAAACGAGGACAAAUGACUUCAUUUAAAGCUCAAGAUUUCGUCCAAUAUGAUGGUACACAUUUUUUCGAAAAAGGUCAAGAUUUUUCUCAGCUUUCUUUAGAAUUGCCUAUGGAUGAUGAAAAAGGACUUGCGAAAAAAGACAAAAAUAAAUGGGAUAACAAAAAGAAAAAAUACAUACAAGACCAGUCUUCACAUAAGAAAAAGUUUGAAAUAGAUGGGAAGUCCAGGAAACUCUACAAACAAUGGUCAAAUCAGACGAAAAAAAGAAUUCAAAAAAUCGGGGAAGCUGAAGAUCCAGAAAACAUUAAGAAAAUUAGAGGCGGGUAUAAGCCAAAAGCAGAUUUGAAAAGCAAGGAUCAGAUUGUCAAGGAAAGGAAAAAUAAGUUUAAGAAAUCUGGGAAAAUCAACCAUAAAAAAGUAAAAGAAGAAAAAGUGGGGAAAAGAAUGAAGCAUAGAAUGAGCGUGAAAAGCCAAAACACAAGGAGCAAGAUGAUAGUAAAGACUAACUCCCCCCCCCAUCCUUGAUCGAACGACUCGCCAUCGUUUGAUCAAGGAUGGGGGUUAAAAAAAAUUUUUUUGGGAAAAAAAAUUUAUAUAUAAAAUAAAAUAUAUAUAUAAAUUUUUUUUUAUUUACUUUUAAAUAAGAGGGUUAAGAGUAUUUAAUAAUUAUUUUUACACAGCAAAAAAUUGAAUUAAUUUCAUAAAAAUACCAAUUUUUUAUAUUUUGAUUUAUUAGUUACCCCUUUAAACUGUAUAAAUUUUUAAUUGUUACUUAUUAAAUUAAAAUUUGUUUUUUAAAAAUUUUAAAAAAAUCUCUAUUUUAUUAGAUUAUUGAGUUUUUAAGCCCAUGCUGAUGACUAAAUUUACUUUGAAUAGUUGAUUCCGAAGCUUUCUAUCGUCUCAAAGUUUCUGAAAACAACUUCAUUAGGUACAUCUUCCCAAGCUUUUGAUAACUAUUAUAUUUUAUUUAUAUAAAAAUUGUCAUGAUAUGAAAAUCGUUCGAUCAAGGAUUGGGGUUAAUUUCCCCAAUUUUUAGGAAUUUUUACAGUCAAUCGUUCGAUCAAGGAUGGGGGGGGAGUAAGAGGCGCUAA